Messenger RNA from Dipodomys spectabilis (banner-tailed kangaroo rat), 2956 nucleotides. It is a transcript of the gene Dars2, whose product is annotated as aspartyl-tRNA synthetase 2, mitochondrial. Gene Ontology annotation, molecular function: ATP binding; nucleic acid binding; aspartate-tRNA ligase activity. Lineage: Eukaryota; Metazoa; Chordata; Mammalia; Rodentia; Heteromyidae. Gene Ontology annotation, cellular component: cytoplasm; mitochondrion. Gene Ontology annotation, biological process: aspartyl-tRNA aminoacylation. Bases 168 to 2132 code for a protein of 654 amino acids. The transcript is spliced from 17 exons. The record is from RefSeq and is a predicted model, not a curated record.
CCUUUGCAGUUCCUGUCUUCACUGGGUGGUGGAAGCGGAUCCUGUCUUCACUUUGUGCUCGCGGGGCGCGAACUCGAGUGUCCGGAGCUUGGGCGAGCUGAGGCGUGGCCACCGCGCAGCCCCGCCGCGGGAGCGCGGGCCUCGCCUCUCGCGACUCGGGACGCAGCAUGCACCUCGGCGCCUGGUUAGGUCAGCUGUGCCGGGGUCUGUCCCGGCCCGUCGGACGGACCCCCCAGCUCGUCCGCGGGUCUCUGUCCAGAAGGCUGGUGCUGAGCUCCCGCAGGAGAAUUCCAGAAUUCAAUAGCUUUGUUUCCCGGACCAACACUUGUGGAGAGUUGCGUUCUUCUCACUUAGGUCAAGAAGUCACCUUAUGUGGAUGGAUUCAGUACCGAAGGCAGAACAUCUUCCUAGUCCUCAGAGAUUUCCACGGUCUGGUUCAAGUUAUCAUCCCUCAAGAUGAGUCAUCUGCCUCUGUGAAGAAGAUUUUAUGUGAAGCCCCUUUGGAAUCCGUGGUGAAAGUGUCUGGGACUGUCAUUUCUCGACCUCCAGGACAAGAGAAUCCAACAAUGCCAACUGGUGAGAUUGAAAUAAAAGUUAAAACAGCUGAACUUCUGAAUGCCUGCAAGAAGCUGCCCUUUGAAAUGAAAGACUUUGUGAAGAAAACAGAGGCUCUUCGCUUGCAGUAUCGGUACUUGGAUUUGCGCAGCUCCCAAAUGCAGUACAAUCUGAGAUUGAGGUCUGAGGUGGUUAUGAAAAUGCGGGAGUAUCUCUGUAAUCUGCAUGGGUUUGUAGAUAUAGAAACCCCAACAUUGUUUAAGAGGACCCCAGGGGGUGCCAAGGAGUUUUUAGUACCAUCCAGGGAGCCUGGAAAGUUUUAUUCUCUCCCUCAGAGUCCUCAACAAUUUAAGCAGCUUCUGAUGGUUGGUGGUUUAGACAGAUAUUUUCAAGUUGCUCGAUGUUACCGAGAUGAAGGCUCAAAACCAGACAGACAGCCUGAAUUUACUCAGAUUGACAUAGAGAUGUCUUUUGUAGACCAGACAGGGGUCCAGAGUUUGAUUGAGGGUUUGCUCCACUAUUCCUGGCCCAGUGAUAAAGAUCCUGUAGUUACUCCUUUUCCUUCUAUGACUUUUGCUGAGGCAUUAAGCAGCUAUGGAACUGAUAAACCAGACACUCGCUUUGGGAUGAAGAUUGUAGAUGUCAGCAAUGUGUUCAGAAAGACAGAGAUAAGAUUUCUUCAAGAUGCACUUAGCAAGCCCCAGGGAACGGCCAAAGCCAUCUGUGUCCCUGAAGGAGUCAAACACAUAAAAAGGAAAGACAUUGAAUCCAUUAAACAGUUUGCAGCUGACCAAUUUAACCAGGAAGUCUUACCUAUAUUCCUAAAAGCCAGUAGAAACUGGAAUUCACCAGUUGCUAAACUCGUAACAGAGGAUCAGAGAUUGGAAUUAAUCAGACUAAUGGAGAUUCAAGAGGAAGAUGUAGUCUUACUAACUGCUGGGGAGCAUAAGAAAACGUGUUCUUUGUUGGGAAAAUUACGACUGCAGUGUGCUGACCUUCUGGAAACGAAAGGCAUGGUACUCCGUGACCCAGCACAGUUCUCGUUCCUGUGGGUGGUGGACUUCCCACUCUUCCUUCCGAAGGAGGAAAGUCCCACAGAGCUGGAGUCAGCUCACCACCCAUUCACUGCUCCCCACCCCAGUGACCUUCACCUCCUCUACACUGAGCCUGAAAAGGUUCGUAGCCAACACUAUGACUUGGUUUUAAAUGGCAGUGAGAUAGGAGGUGGUUCUAUCAGAAUUCACGAUGCACAACUGCAGCAGUACAUCCUGGCAACAUUAUUAAAGGAAGAUGUGAAAUUGCUCUCCCAUCUGCUGCAGGCUUUAGAUCACGGGGCACCCCCUCAUGGAGGAAUUGCCUUAGGGUUAGAUAGGCUGAUGUGCCUCAUCACCGGAGCUCCAAGCAUCAGAGAUGUCAUAGCCUUCCCCAAAUCCUUCCGGGGACAUGACCUCAUGAGCAGUGCCCCAGAUUCUGUCCCAGUGGAAGAACUAAGGCCUUAUCAUAUCCAGGUAUCCUGGCCAACAGAGGCAGAAGCAGGAAAGGAUUCAUUGAAUCAGCCUCACCAACAAAAAAGUUGAAUUUUGGCUUUUGUGCUACAGGCAUGUCGUCUUUGGGUGGAAAUAAUCCAAGUGUUCUUCACAGUAAGGAAACAGGCAUGGCAGCCCACACUUAAUCCCAGCAGCCAGGCUUCAGCAGCAGAAUCAUGAGUUCAAGGGCAGCCAGGACUAUCAGCAAAACCUUGGCUUGUAAAAAAACAAGAUCCAAUUUGAUAAUUUACCUCUAUGGUUUGAAACAUUAUGGAAAGUUAUUCUUGGAGAGUUGUGAAAGAUGGUUAUAUUUCAAUUGGCAAGUCUGAAGUUGCAAAAUCAGAGAUGAGUCACAAGAUCAUAGCUUUUUUGUAUGGGCCUGAGCUAGUGCUCUACCACUUGAGCCACUGCCCACUUCUAGUUAUUUUGGUGUCAAGACUGGCUUUAUUUGAACCUUGAUCCUCAUAUUUCAGCUUCCUGAGUAAUGCGAGCCACUGGAGCCCUAGUCCCUUUUGUAAAAUCCAGUCUAUCUGUCCUGGCUACCUCCCUCAUGGGGCUCUUGGCAGGAAGAGGAUGUAUUUGCUGGAGUUGAGAAUGCUCUGAAAAACUGCAGGACUAGGAAUGCAUGGGCAAGCUCCUGCAUUCUAAUUCACAGCACCAAUAAAUGAGCAGCAAGGCAGGAAAAAAAUCAUGAAUUAAAGAUCAACCUUGACUACCUACAAAAAAUAACCCCAUUGCAAUCAAGACUUUUGGAGUUACUUUUUUUGGAGGGGGGCCAGUCGUGGAGUAUGAACUCCAAGCUUGGGCACUGUCCCUCAGCUCUUAAGCUCAAGGCGAGCACUCUACCACUUAUGCCACAGCACCACUUCUGGCUU